GCAAUGCCAGGCUUUAUUACGUAGCGUUCUCUGCCACAGUGAUACCAGCGUAUGUUGUGUGGUAUGGAAAGUAACAAGAAAAUAAAAGCAAAGAACAUGAUCAUACGCGUCAAUGAAGUUAAAUAUUUGUUCAACUCGCGUUGUUUAAUUUACUCAGCCAGUGUUUAAUUUAGGUUAAGUUAUACAUAACCGCAUGAAGACAAAUAUAUAGAAUGCCAAACGCACAUUAUCAAACUUUUGAUCUAAUGCAUAGGGUAUGGGCGAUGUUUUAACAUAACGAAGACCAGGUUCACUAAAACAGCGAAGAGGAGAUUAGCAGCAAAACGACAUACGUUAAAGUAGUUUUUGAGGCCUUUAACAGUACGUUAUUGUUUUCUGUUAGAUUUUGGCGCUAAUAUUAAUGCCACUUCUUGUAUAAAUACUACAGAUACUAUGAUAUGAUACGGAAGAUAAAACUGCUUGUGAGGCGAGCAGCUCGCUUCGGGCUGUUCGCAUCUUUUGCUUUUGUAACUUGUACGAUGUUGCUUGUUGCAACAGGUUACUCAAGGAACCCAUUCAUGGUUUCGAAAAACACAAGAGAGCUUGAGAAAGUCGAAGUAACUAGGGAAGCGGGAUACCUGCGAAAACCGCUGAGUCCGGAGGUAUCAGACGUGGAAGAUGCAACUCCGGAUGUUGCUCCUGUAAAAGAAGAUGUUCUUGAGAGCGAAGAUGAGUUCAUGAAGAGAAUUGAAAAAAGGAUGCGAAAGAGAAGAGAGCAUCUUCAACAAGCAUGCGAGAGAUUGGGAUUACAACCGAAUAAGACAGACGGGCAUAUUCUGGAUCAUUUGCCUCGUCCGAUGCCAUGGUCAUUUGUAUCCAAUAAGCAUAAGCUUAUGUAUUGCGAAAUACCUAAAUCUGGCUGUACGAAUUGGAAAAAAGUGCUCAUGGUUUUGAAUGGAGUCCUGAACAACACAGACAACAUUAAACAAGGUGAAGCUCACACAAAAAGUCUACAAAUGCUACGAAUGAUGCCAAAUGCCGAACGCAAACGAUUCUAUGAAGCAGCUACUAAGUUAUUAGUAGUUAGGCAACCAUUUGAGCGUUUGGUGUCAGCAUAUGCAGAUAAGGUGGCAGCUAAACCUCCAGCAAAUGACUCGGUAUUUUUCCAAUUUUCAUCUGAAGUAGCAAAGAAAUAUGGAAGAAGGCAAAUAGAUUCGGAUACAACAAUAUUAAACGAUGGAACGAGAUCAACUACAGUUUGUUCUUUAAACCAAGCACAUUUAGAAUGCUCAAGUCCUGGUGAUGUUAUUAACAUUGUUAGUGCAAGUUAUGGACGAUGGGAUAAUGUGACGUGUGUGCCUGAAGGCGUACAUGCACCAUUACAGAUGUGCAGAAUCCCAGGAGUUAAAGAAAUAUCGUCUCAGAUAUGUAACGGCAAGAAAUUGUGUCAAGUGGUAGCUUCAAAGGCUCAGUUCCUAAGAUCUACAUUAUGUGAUCAAACACCUAGCUAUCUCACCAUCAACUACCAAUGUUUAAACUUGAACAAUGCUGAAGUAGUGACAGUUUGUCAGCCAGAGAUUAGGACCAUUCAAUGUCAACCUAACUAUUCAAUCAAUAUACUUUCUGCAUUGUAUGGAAGAAUACAAGAUACAAGCACAUGUGCAAAAGGGAGAGCAAUCUACAACCUUCAAUGUUCAUCAGACACAGCCACAGCAUCUGUAUCUUCUGCAUGCAACAACCAGAACUCUUGUCAGAUUCAAGCAACAGCAAAGUGGGUGCAAAGUGAUGGCUGUCCUGCAACUUCCAAGUAUUUGAGGGUCUGGUACGUUUGUAAACCAGAUAAGAUAACACGUCGCCGCAGAGCAGCUGAAGCACCGCGUAAAAAGCAUCUAAAGCUCAUAAAGCCGGAGGAUCCAUUAAAAAAAGACACUACUGACGUAACAACAGGAGCAGCGGCACUUGAGCCCCCAGACAUCUAUAAGCAACCAGUGUAUAUAUACAGGCACUUACCCCUUCAUGCUACAUUUGAUGAAUUUGUCGCAUACUUGAUUGAUCCAGCUAACAAAGAUGUAACAUCAGACAACAUUUACCAUGGGAAAGAAACAUUAAAAUCAACAAGUGUGCGUCAUUGGCAGUCCUUCCUAACCUUAUGUCAUCCCUGUCACAUAAAAUAUGAUGUCAUUGCACAUAUGGAUACAAUCGCAGAAGAUUCAAGAUACAUACUGAAACGAAUUGGGGCUCCAGAAGACUUGGAGUAUCCUAAAGGUUAUCAUUCAACUGGUGCCAGUGGUACAAGUAUUCACUCCAUGAGCCAACAUUUUUCACAACUGUCGCUGAAUGCGAUUCAACAACUUUAUAAACUUUACAAACCAGACUUCGACCUAUUUGGUUUUCCAGAACCGAACGAGGUUAAAUUGGUUAACGAGUUUUUAAAGAAUAGGUGACAUAACAUGCAAGUAUUACAGUAGGUACUUUAUGGCUACAGCUCCAUCUACUUUUUCUCUUUAUUUAUAACUAGUUGCUUUAAGUGUUUUUAACAGCAGCUAAGGUUUAUUUAAUGGUUUCUACAUAUAAAAAAUGAGAAAACGAAAACAUAUUACUUAAAGCUGUUACUGUAAAAUAUUUACCAAGAUUUACAUGGUAGUAUUAGCACAAUAGGCAUGCAGCUAGAGAUUGUAAUUUAAAAUGCUUGAGGUAAGACUGCCGUAUUUGUAUUCAGCGACUGGGGUUAUAUGGUACUGGUUACGACUGGGGUUAUAUGGUACUGGUUACGACUGGGGUUAUAUGGUACUGGUUACGACUGGGGUUAUAUGGUACUGGUUACGACUGGGGUUAUAUGGUACUGGUUACGACUGGGGUUAUAUGGUACUGGUUACGACUGGGGUUAUAUGGUACUGGUUACGACUGGGGUUAUAUGGUACUGGUUACGACUGGGGUUAUAUGGUACUGGUUACGACUGGGGUUAUAUGGUACUGGUUACGACUGGGGUUAUAUGGUACUAUAAGUAGAAGGCUUAGGUUUCUUACAGGGCUCGUUAUGGAAGACCAGAGUUUCUGGAACUAAGAUAACCCAGAUAACAAAAGUUAUUAUAAUCUGGGUUAAAAUGUCUGUAACCACCAGAACACAUUCCAAUAAACUUUAAUUAUUUUUUCGAGCUGGAAUGGCAAUCUAAUAAAUCUUCGCUUAAAUCCAGCCCUUGCUUAUACACCUUGUUCAGCUACCUUGAGGUUUUAUUUAUUUAUUUCUAAGGAUUUACUUUAAACUUAUAUUAUUUUUGUGUUUUUAUGAAAAUUUCCCCAUUUUGUGCAAUUUGCCAAUGUAGUAUGUGCACCAUAGUACUUUCUUACCAUAAGACAGUACUAUGUGUAGUAACUACAGAUACUGUAAAAUGUAAUGCGCUUUUACGUUUGGCUUCUCAGUAUAGCAACGCCUCCUCCUAACAGUUACAUGCCACGCAGUUAGUACAAGGCCUAUACAUCUACAUUGUUUGGUCUAAAACAUGGCCAGACUUGUUUUUAUUAACUGCUUUAAAGUUUGACAAACUGUGUGACAAAAUCGCCAAGUCAUCCGUGUUAUAAACCUCACUAAAAAUAAAAUAUGAUAGGGCUCUAAUGCUUGUAUUUUGCGUAUAGGUAGCUAAGAAAGCCACUGCAGUAUUUAUUCUGUUGUUAUUUUCUGAUAUUAUGCAGAAUAAAACAAAAUUGCAAACGUUC
Messenger RNA from Ciona intestinalis (vase tunicate), 3692 nucleotides. The record is from RefSeq and is a predicted model, not a curated record. NCBI's taxonomy places the organism in Eukaryota, Metazoa, Chordata, Ascidiacea, Phlebobranchia, Cionidae.